UAAUCGAAUAAAUCUCUCGAUUUAUCACAGUGAAAAAAAAAGAGUGAGAGGAAAUUACUUUUUCCUAUUAACAAUUCUCACCGAGUUAAUGAUCUCAAAAUAACGUUUCGAUGUAAUCACAAAUUAUGUUUGUAUGUAUGUAUGUAGAUUGUAAUUUUGGAUUUGAUCGAAGACGAACGUUGAGACGUCUAACGAGGGAGGGUUGAAGAGUCAAUAAGAGCGACGGAAAAAAAAACGAGCACAUAUCGAGUCGAACUAACGUCGUGUAAUAACGAAAGAAAUAGAAAGAGACAGAGAGUGUGUGUAUGUGUAUGUAUGUGUGCGUGUGUGUAUGUGUGUCUUAAAGGAUAUCUCAGUAAACAGAAAAAGUUUACGAAAAGGAUAGAACGACAAGACACGCGACGGAGUAUUAUCUCUACUUUCUUUGACGGCAGAGACACGUGAUUAAAAUCGUCGUCUUUAGAUAUUCGUUGAUAAACUUCUUAUACGAUGUUCUUCAAACUCAUUCUUAUGAUCGUAAUUUUAUUAGUGAAGCUCGAUCACGGUUAUAGAAUUUUCAAUGGGAUGGAAAAAAGUGCAAGAAAAUUUUGGAUCGACGCUAUAUGUCAUACGAGAGUGACAAAAUAUCUCUAUCUAUAUGGGAUAUUAACGAACGAAUCACAUUAUCUCGAAAAUUUUUUCAAUGGUCUUGUACGUGAUAUGAAUCAAGAACAAUGCGAAAUUACGAUAUUUCUAAAGAAAUACGUGAUGGAUCGAACACAGAUAAAAAAGAAAUGCGACAAUAAAGUCGAUCGUCGAUCCUCCGAUGAAAUAUCUUCGAAGGAUUUAUUAAAAAUUACCAAGUUAAAAGUUCUCAAUGAUUUGAGUGAUAAUAUAAAAAGAAGAAAAGAAGAGGAUGACGGAAGAAAAAGAGAGAAUUCAGAAGGAAGAUUAACAAGUAAUUUCGACAUAUGGUCGUUGCACGUGAUACUGAUAAAAGACGAACGUUCGUUGGAGCGAAUUUUGAAGGAAGAUGAGUCAGCUAACUGGAUGUCACGGAAAGAGGUAAACUCGAGUCUAUUAACGUCGUCUCAAAGGAGGACAUAUUUCAACGUUUGUCGACGUUAAAUCAUCGUCGUACGAACAAUAUGUACGGUUACAAAUUAAACGUAGGUCUAUUUCAACAAUAUCAAACUUUAAUGAAAAUGAGAGAUAAACCAUCCCCGGGUUCCAUUUAUAAAUAUUCCGCUGGAUAUAAUGGGUCGGAUGCCAUUAUACUUGGUACAAUUGCUAAGUACAUGAACUUCACCGUUAACGAGAUCAAUCCGAGGGAUCAAAUUAAAUUCGGAUACGAAUUAUCGAAUGGCACUUACGUUGGAACCUUAGGUGACAUUGUCUAUGGUAGAGUGGACGCAACUUUUGCCUCUUUCUUCAUUAAAACUUAUGGGAAAAGUAAUAAUAAUUUUGAAUUUACCAGUCAGAUGGAAUAUGACAGCAUCUGCGUGAUCGUACCUAAGGCACGCAAAAUACCGAAGUGGCUUCGAAUACAUUACAUGUUUGAACCGUCUAUCUGGAUAUGCACGAUAAUUUCGCCAAUUAUGAUCUACCUGAUGUGCUACGUAUUACUGUUAUUUACGAGGCAAAGAACAAAAAUUUACGAUCACGUAAAUCUCGCCUACAAAGUAUUUCUAUUUGCCGUUGGAUAUCCAAAUAAAUUGCCAUGUUCUUAUUUAGAAAGAAUACUUUUGUCGACUCUUUCCAUAACGAACAUCACUAUGGCAGGACUAUUCGGAGGAUUAUUAUAUAAAAGUUUUUCCAACGACAUGUAUUACAAGGACAUUGAUUUAUUAACAGAAUUGGAUGCUUCGGAAUUACCAAUUGUAUUUAUAAAAUACAAUUUAAAUGAUGUCUUUGAUGACGAAUCUGCGACAUCGUUGGUACUAAAUAAUUUAAGAAGAAAAUUGAAACACGGCGUGCAAGCGGUACGCGACGUCACAUAUUUUAGAAAUGCAAGUGGAUUGAUCAGGAAGAAACAUUAUUAUCUGUUAAAAAAUAGUAUAGUCAAUGAUGAUCUAUCGCCAAAAUUACAUCUUGUUAAAGAGUGUCCACGUAAUUACUACUUAGCAUAUCCCAUACCGAGGAACUCGUAUUUGCUCGAAAAGUUCAAUCUCCUGAUUGGCAGAUUAAAUCAGGGAGGCUUAUUGACAUUGUGGAGUAAUCGUACUAUCAUGAAUUUGAUUAACAGAAGAAGAGGAACACCGAAAAGACAGGCUCAUGCGGGAGACAAAUUUGUCCCGUUCAAUUUGGAAGACAUGCAGACGUCAUUCUAUUUGCUAAUAAUUGGUCUAUUAAUUUCGUCUAUCGUCUUUUGCGAUGAGAAGGGAUGGCUAAGAAGACACGUGAAAAAAAGAAGAAAGAAAAUUUAUCCAAACGAAGAGGAUACAUCUAAAGGGGAAAAAUAAAUAAAAGAAAAAAAAGAAAAACACCCGAGAAAAAUGUUCUUUUCUUUUUUUCAAACAUAAUUACGAAAUACGAGAUCUCUUAUUAGACCUGUUAAAUUUAUCGAUCAAAUCUACAACGAUUAUUUCUAAAUUUCUAACAAUAUAUAUUUAUAAAAUAUUUAUAAAAUAAUUACGAUAUAUAAGUAUAUAUCAUUUCAAUAACAGUUCAGGAACAGGGUGAAUAAUAUCGUAAUACAAUCGUAUCGUAAUUUUGAAAUUAUUCGUGUAUAACUUGAAGCGAUUUCUGUAUUCGACGUAAAUGUCAUAACUUUAUUUAUGAUGUCGUUUGUAUAUAUGUAAAUGAUAAAUCAAACGAAUAAUAUUCCGCUGAAUUUAA
Molecule: messenger RNA, 2817 nt
Organism: Vespa mandarinia (Asian giant hornet)
Lineage: Eukaryota; Metazoa; Arthropoda; Insecta; Hymenoptera; Vespidae
Source: RefSeq, a predicted model, not a curated record